Xyrichtys novacula (pearly razorfish) is the source of this 213-nucleotide messenger RNA. Lineage: Eukaryota; Metazoa; Chordata; Actinopteri; Labriformes; Labridae. The record is from the annotation of a GenBank genome assembly.
AUGUCGCUUCGUCUGUUCGUCAGGAGGAGAGACACGGGUGCACAGCAUGCACAUUCACGGAGACAGGUAUCCCAUCAUGCCUCGUUCCCGCUACGUCUGCGGCACAGGAUAAACAAACGCAAACGCUACACGGUUCAGAAUGAAAAAACUAGAGCUGAAAAAACUUCAGCUGGCUGCCCAGGCCCAGGCUCAAUACAGGCCUGCCUUGGAUAA